This is a messenger RNA of Schistocerca nitens (vagrant locust), 2257 nucleotides long. RefSeq names its product protein YIPF6. The record is from RefSeq and is a predicted model, not a curated record. The transcript has 7 exons. The coding region runs from base 127 to 807 and encodes 226 amino acids. Gene Ontology annotation, cellular component: membrane; trans-Golgi network. Gene Ontology annotation, biological process: endoplasmic reticulum to Golgi vesicle-mediated transport. Lineage: Eukaryota; Metazoa; Arthropoda; Insecta; Orthoptera; Acrididae.
ACUUUCAUAUGUUUGGCGGCGAGCGACAGUCUAAUGUUUUUUGUCUGCUGCUUGCACACGUAGACGACGAUGUAAACAGCUAGGCUGGCCGGUUUGUUACAAUCGGAAUAAACGAACUUUUCAAUCAUGGCAUCGGGCGGCGAAGCAAAACUAGAUAUGUACGAUGACUUCAGUGGGUCUGUUGAAGGGGAAAUGAUAGUCCCAAACCAGCAACAGAACCAACAGCAAGGAAAACCUGACUUCAACACUUUAGAUGAACCAAUCAGGGAUACUGUGUUACGUGACCUCAAGGCUGUUGGUAUUAAGUUCUUUCAUGUCCUCUACCCCAAAGAAAAGAAAAGCCUGUUAAAAGAAUGGGAUCUUUGGGGACCAUUACUUCUCUGCACUUUUAUGGCUAUGAUUCUUCAAGGCUCAUCUGAAGUGGCAAAUGAUUCAAAAGAUGGAGGGCCAGAAUUUGCAGAGGUUUUUGUGAUUGUCUGGAUUGGAUCAAUGAUAGUAACAGUGAAUUCAAAGCUCCUUGGGGGAAAUAUAUCAUUUUUCCAGAGUGUUUGCGUCCUUGGUUAUUGCUUACUUCCUACAACAAUUGCUCUUAUCAUGUGUAGAAUAAUUCUUCUCAUGGAACAAACAACGUUUCUAUUUGCUAUCAGAUUUAUAGUGACAGUUGUAGGCUUUGCCUGGGCAACAUUUGCUUCCAUGGUUUUCCUCGGUGACAGUCAGCCACCGGGAAGGAAGGCUCUUGCAGUGUAUCCAAUGUUCUUGUUCUAUUUCAUUAUAUCAUGGCUUGUGAUUUCCCAUACGACAACAUAAAUGUUAUUUAUAGAUACAAUUGAUCAUGUGAUGAAGGUGCAAACAUUCCAGAUUGAUUUGUAUAUUUUGUACAGCAACUGAGAAAACUGAUUAAACAUGCCAGACUUUUAGGCAUUCAACUUGUAAAUUUAUUCUUCUUGUAAAAAUCAAUCAGUUUAUUUCUGUGCUACUUGCCAAAAUGAUUUACCUGCAGCAAAAUAGUUGCUAGUUACUCAAAAAUGAAUAAUGUGGCAAUUCAAGCAAGAUCUAGUCUUUGUCUAAUGGAAUUUUAUGCCUUUUUUGUACCUUUUAACUAUAAAUAUUUUCCAGCUCAGUAUAUAGUGAAACCUUGACUUUAUUACAUAAGGGACUGGCCAGAUAUACGAGGGUUGUCCAGAAAGUAAGUUCCGAUCAGUCGCUAAAUAGAAACCACAGUGAAAAUCAGAAACAUUUUAUUUGCAAGAGUUAGCUACACUUUCCAGGUACUUUUCUACAUAGUCGCCACUCCGACUUGGAAAUUUGGUAUAAUGCUCCAACAGAUGUCUAACACCAUUGUUAUAGAAGGCAGCCACCUGUGCUUUCCAAUAAAUCUCUACGCUGGUCUAUAGUGCGUAGCCUGUGCCCAAGUGUAGUCUUUGUAUUCAACAUUUCAUGUGAACAGAGAUGGUACUCGGGACAAGCCAAUGAGGGCUGUGUUGUGGGUGAUCGAACACUUCCCAUUGAAAAGGUGCAGGAGCGUCUUCACUGCCCCUGCAGAGUGUGGCUGAGAAUUGCCAUGAAGAAGGAAGUGCGUGGCAGUUGUGUUAGGUGGGCUGCAUUCAUUAAGGCGAAGCCUCUCAGUGGGCCCUCCUACUUGGCGGGAGACAUCAUUGUUCUAGGCACCUUUACUCGCUAACAGUGCACUCACAACUGGAAAGAGUGUCUUCAUGCGAUCGACAGUCAUACUAGAGACACAACCCAACACAUCAUCGGGGUUUUCACUGUGGUGUCCAUUUCGACCGAUCGGAUCUUACUGUCUGGACAACCCUCAUAUUAUAACAGAAGAAAGAAAAAUGCUUGUUAAUGUUAACUCAAGUGCAGGCCAGGAGACAUGAGUGGUGGUAGCCAUCUUAUUCAUGUUGGUACAGCAAUCCUGUGUGACACAAGAAAAUAUACAUAAGUAUCAAGGUUUCACUAUAUUACCUCUCAUUGUCAUAUUAUAUAAUUUAUGCUGAAUAUGUUAGUGCCAUAAGGAACAAAAUGGUAGUUUUAAGUUGAUGCUUAAUAAAUUAUUUGCUUGAUUCCGAUGUGGACUCAGGAUGUAAAAGUGAUAUUUCUUGCUGUACAUGUAUGAUAGUAAUUUUAGUAACUGUUAACAAUUACACUGUCUUUUAAUGUUUCAUUUACAUUAAAAAAAAAUCACAUACGACUACUGCAUGUAUAUACAUUCACAUAUCACUUUUAUUUCAUAAAUAAACUGAUCACAAACAUA